Molecule: messenger RNA, 546 nt
Organism: Aspergillus wentii DTO 134E9
Lineage: Eukaryota; Fungi; Ascomycota; Eurotiomycetes; Eurotiales; Aspergillaceae
Exons: 2
Coding region: 1-546 (181 amino acids)
Source: RefSeq, a predicted model, not a curated record
AUGAAAUCCUUCCAUUUCCUCCUCGCCUUGGCUUCGUCCGCCUCUGUUCUUGCUCAGACAACAGACCCUGGUCCAUCACCGACUGCUUCUGCCGGAUGUGAACCUCACGGUGAUCACUGGCACUGCGAUGGUCCAGCGUCAACAACUGCAGCUGCAGCUUCUACCACGACAGAACAUGUAGACGAAACCGAAACCCCUACUACACCGGCUCCCACAGAGUCCAUCGGCUGCGAACCUCAUGGCGAUCACUGGCACUGCGAUGGCCCUGCUUCGACGGAUGCAACUGCCACUGCGACAUCUACAGCAGACGAUACAGAUGAAACAGAAACACCUACUACGCCAGCUCCGAGCGAAUCUGUCGGCUGCGAGCCUCAUGGAGAUCAUUGGCAUUGUGAUGGUCCUGCCAGUUCGUCUGCUUCUGUGUCUGCGUCUGCUUCUGCCACUGGGGCUAGCGAUGAUGCUGAGGGUAAGGCGGGAGGACUCAGUGUCCAAGGUUCGGUUGUGUUUGGACUGGCCGGGUUGGUUGCUGCUGGUUUGUAUGUUUAG